CCAAGCCGAAGUCUAGAGAUCCCACAGCUAGAUCCAGAGAAUUUUCCCAGCUCGUCAACCCACGGGCAAAGUCCACUUUCUUCCCUGAGGGAGCAGCACCCAACAACUCAGCAGAAGGUCCAGGCUGCUGCUUCUGAGCUUUUGGGGUGGUGCUGAGUGACGGCCCCGCGGACCACGCGCCAAGCAGAUCCCAGGGACUCACCCUCGACCCUCUGGGACCACGUGGGCCCAUAAAUACCAGCCUGUCUGCCGGUUAGACACCAGCCAGGGUGCCCCGGGACGCUCCGCACCAGCAGGGCCAGGGUCUCCCGAAUAUGCCCACCCCCAGGUGCCGCCUCACUCCAGCAUGUGCUCACUGCCCCUGCCCCGGGAGCCCCUGCGCCGCGUGGCGGUGGCCGGGGGCACGCACGGCAACGAGCUGUCGGGCGUCUACCUGGUGCGGCACUGGCUGCUGGCCCCGGCAGAGCUGCAGAGACCCAGCUUCUCCGCAGUGCCGGUGCUGGCCAACCCCGCAGCCACCGCCGCCUGCCGCCGCUAUGUGGACCGCGACCUCAACCGCACCUUCACCAGCACCUUCCUCAAUUCCACGCCUACCCCGGACGACCCAUACGAGGUGACGAGAGCCCGAGAGCUGAACCAGCUGCUGGGGCCCAAGGCCUCGGGCCGGGCCUUUGACUUUGUCCUUGACCUGCACAACACCACGGCCAACAUGGGCACCUGCUUAAUCGCAGAGUCCUCCCACGACGUCUUUGCCUUGCACCUGUGCCGCCAUCUGCAGCUGCAGUACCCCGAGCUGUCCUGCCAGGUCUUCCUGUACCAGCGGUCCGGGGAGGAGAGCCACAAUCUGGACUCCGUGGCCAAAAACGGAUUGGGUCUGGAGCUGGGCCCCCAGCCACAGGGUGUGCUGCGGGCUGACAUUUUCUCCAGGAUGAGGGCCCUGGUGGCCACAGUUCUGGACUUCAUCGAACUCUUCAACCAGGGCACAGCCUUUCCCGCCUUUGAGAUGGAAGCCUAUAGCCCCGUGGGCGUCACGGACUUCCCCCGCACUGCGGCUGGGGACCUGGCAGGCAGCGUGCAUCCUCAGCUGCAGGACCAAGACUUCCAGCCGCUGCAGCCCGGUGAUCCCAUCUUCCAAACGUUCAGCGGAGAGGACCUGCUCUAUGAAGGGGAGUCCACGGUGUACCCCGUGUUCAUUAACGAGGCUGCCUACUAUGAGAAGGGCGUCGCCUUUGUCCAGACUGAAAAGUUGACAUUCUCCGUGCCUGCCAUGCCCGCGCCGACCCCUGCCCCUAGCCCAGCUUCCUAACCCAAGCCACGCCUCCCCAACCUGAGCCUUCCCAUCUGAACCAUGGGUCCUGAGGCACAGCUCCGAGCACGGAGGCCCCUUUUGUCACCGACCAGGCACCACGUUCCUUGCCAGGUCCCCCAACUCCUGGCCUCAGUUUCCUAUUCUAUAAAACGGAAAAUGUCCAG
Saimiri boliviensis boliviensis (Bolivian squirrel monkey) is the source of this 1473-nucleotide messenger RNA. It is a transcript of the gene ACY3, whose product is annotated as aminoacylase 3. Gene Ontology annotation, molecular function: aminoacylase activity; hydrolase activity, acting on ester bonds. Gene Ontology annotation, cellular component: cytosol. NCBI's taxonomy places the organism in Eukaryota, Metazoa, Chordata, Mammalia, Primates, Cebidae. The record is from RefSeq and is a predicted model, not a curated record.